Molecule: messenger RNA, 1501 nt
Organism: Bombus impatiens (common eastern bumble bee)
Lineage: Eukaryota; Metazoa; Arthropoda; Insecta; Hymenoptera; Apidae
Product: UDP-glucose 4-epimerase
Exons: 7
Coding region: 337-1431 (364 amino acids)
Biological process (GO): beta-D-galactose catabolic process via UDP-galactose, Leloir pathway
Cellular component (GO): cytosol
Molecular function (GO): UDP-glucose 4-epimerase activity
Source: RefSeq, a predicted model, not a curated record
UUGUAUAUGACCCAUCAUUCCCCCCAUUCUCGUAAAGGAGGUAGGUGAAUAGGUGAGCAGUAUCUGUGUGAAAGGAAGAACUUGUUGCUGAAAGCAAGGACUUCAGAGGGUCGAAUUGUGUAGUGUGCAUAUUUCUGUAUAUGUACGAUAAUUCGUACGAUAGUAUUGUAAAAGAGGGGAUGUCUCGCGUUCCACGAACAUACUAAACUCUACUUUCUUAUAUCCGAAGAGGAGGCAAGUCGUCAAGGUAGAGUCAGUGAUUACGCGGCGUGUCCACAGAUCUUUCUAUAUUGGUUUGACGUAUUCAUUAUUUAUAAUUUUACUUUACUGAGCAGCAUGGCCAAAGAUUGGAGAACUAUUUUCGUAACCGGAGGAGCUGGUUACAUAGGAAGUCACUGUAUUGUCGAACUUUUGGAGAGUGGAUAUGAUGUGGUUGCAAUAGAUAAUUUUGCUAAUAGCGUUACUGAAAGUAGCGGUGAAUCCGCAGCUCUUAAAAGAGUGGAACAAAUUACAGGGAAGAAAGUUACAUUUUACAAUUGCGAUCUCAUCGAUCGUGACAAACUUGAAACAGUUUUUAAAAAGCACAAAAUAGAUUGUGUAAUUCAUUUUGCGGCAAUAAAGGCGGUUGGUGAAUCAAUGCAAAUUCCACUUCAUUAUUAUCGGAAUAAUAUUAUCGGUGCCAUCAAUUUGUUAGAGGUAAUGAAAGCUGCUGGGUGUUUCCAAUUAGUGUUUAGCAGUUCUUGUACCGUGUACGGAGAACCAAACGUCCUUCCAAUUACGGAAGAACACCCAACGGGAAAUAUUACAAAUGUAUAUGGUAGAACAAAAUACUUUAUUGAAGAAAUGCUUAAAGAUAUAUCGAGAGCUGAAAAGAAUUGGAAUAUCAUUUCUCUAAGAUACUUUAACCCAGUAGGUGCUCAUCAAAGUGGUUUGAUUGGAGAAGAUCCUACAAAGUCAUUUACAAAUUUAAUGCCUUAUAUAGCACAAGUAGCUUUAAGACAUAAACCUGAACUCAUCAUUUUUGGUGGUGAUUACCCUACAAAAGAUGGUACAGGUAUACGUGAUUAUAUUCACGUUAUGGAUUUAGCUGCUGGUCAUGUAGCAGCUUUAAAUGCUUUACACAAGCGACAUUUGAGGCUAAAAAUUUAUAAUUUAGGUACUGGUAAAGGUGUAUCUGUACUUGAAUUGAUUAAAAUUUUUGAGAAUGUCACAGGAACAACAGUGCCAUAUGUUAUAAAAGACAGAAGAGAGGGUGAUAUUGUUUCUAUGUAUGCCAAUACAGAUUUAGCAGAAAAAGAAUUAGAAUGGAGGACUAAAUUUAAUGUCGAACGGAUGUGUGAGGAUUUCUGGAGGUGGCAAACAAUGAAUCCACAUGGUUAUCGUAAUUCAGUAAAAAAUGGUAUUAGCGAGCAUGUAAAUGGCACUUUAUAAUACCGUUACUUCAUUGUUAUUAAAGCAUGACUAAUUUAUGAUAAUAAAAUAAGUGCAAUAAAGAAAACAA